This is a messenger RNA of Syngnathoides biaculeatus (alligator pipefish), 2133 nucleotides long. RefSeq names its product sperm associated antigen 6 (gene spag6). The transcript has 12 exons. Bases 186 to 1709 code for a protein of 507 amino acids. Gene Ontology annotation, biological process: sperm axoneme assembly; filopodium assembly; epithelial cilium movement involved in extracellular fluid movement. The record is from RefSeq and is a predicted model, not a curated record. Lineage: Eukaryota; Metazoa; Chordata; Actinopteri; Syngnathiformes; Syngnathidae. Gene Ontology annotation, molecular function: microtubule binding. Gene Ontology annotation, cellular component: axoneme; microtubule cytoskeleton; sperm principal piece.
GCGACCUUUGGAGAGGCGUUCUAGCGUUGCCAUGGGAACACUUGCCAACAAACAGCAGCUCCUCGAUGUGCAGACUCACCUCCGUGUCAACCGAAAAGAUCCCCAAGAAAAGCCGUCGGAGACUUGUUUGUUGCACACAGGUUUGAAAACUGUUGUGGAAAUCCUCCUGGUUGGCGGCUGGCACGAUGACUCAAAGGCAGAUCGUCCAAGUUUUUGAGCAGUAUAAUAAAUCAAGAAUGCAGUUCGUACAAACAGUUGCAGAUCUGGCUGACCGGCCCCAAAACAUUGAAAUCCUCCAAAGAGCAGGCGUCAUGUCCAUGCUGCGGCCACUGAUGCUGGAUGUGGUUCCUGGCAUCCAGCAGAAAGCGGCCUUGGCCCUGGGACGCCUGGCGGUGCACAACGCUGACCUGGCCGACAAUUUGGUCAAGGAAGACAUCCUGCCGCAGCUCAUCCGCUCGCUUACCAUCCAGAAUAGAUUGUACAAGAAAGCAGCUGCGUUUGUGCUGCGUGCGGUGUCCAAACACUCUCCCGAGCUGGCCCAGGCAGUGGUCGCCAGCGGAGGGGUGGACGCACUCGUUCUGUGCCUGGAGGACUUUGACCCCGGAGUGAAGGAAGCUGCCGCAUUGGCCCUGGGCUUCAUUGCGCGACAUAACGACGCCUUGUCCCAGUCCAUCGUGGAUGCAGGCGCAGUCCCCAUGCUUGUGUUAUGCCUCUUGGAGCCUGAGAUCGCCCUAAAACGCACCGCGGCCUCUGUGCUCAGCGAUAUCUCCAAACACACACCAGAACUGGCCCAAAUUGUUGUGGAAGCUGGCGCCAUUGCACAUUUGGCGCAGAUGAUCCUCAACCCAGACACCAAACUCAGGAGGCAGGUAUUCUCUGCUCUAGGUCAAAUUAGCAAACACUCGGUCUGCCUGGCAGAAAUGGUGAUCGAGGCUGACGUCUUCCCCGCAGCCAUGAUGUGCCUCAGGGAUCCAGACGAGUGUGUGAAAAAUAAUGUCACCAUUCUGAUGAGAGAGGUGGUCAAACAUACUCCUGAGCUGUCCCAGGUCAUCGUAAACUGCGGCGGCACAUCUGAAGUGAUCACCUACCUUGGCGAGUGCCGUGGAAGUCUGAGGUUGCCUGGGAUCAUGAUGCUGGGAUAUGUGGCAGCCCACAGUGAGAACCUGGCUAUGGCUGUCAUUCUCUCCCAAGGAUUGUUGCAGCUGGCUCUUUGUCUGUCGGAGGAGACACAACAUCACAUCAAGGCCGUCACAGCCUGGUGCAUAGGCCAGAUAGGACAUCACACGCCGGUGCAUGCCAAGGCUGUCGCAACCGCCAACCUGUUGCCCAAGUUGCUGCAACUCUACAUGGAUGCCAACAGCUCAGAAGACCUGCAGAACAAAAGUAAGAAAGCUCUGAAGAUGAUCCUACAGAAGUGUACCUUCCUGCCGGCGCUUGAAUCACUCCUCUACGAUGCACCGAGCAACAUCAUCAAACAUGUCGUCUGCCAGUUCAGCAAGGUGCUACCUCAUGACAGUCAGGCUCGCCGUCAAUUCGUGACCAGCGGAGGGUUAAAGAAAGUGCAAGAGAUCCAGGCGGAGCCAGGAUCUGUCCUGCAGGAACACAUUAAUUCCAUCAAUAGCUGCUUCCCAGAGGAGAUAGUCAGGUACUACUCUCCUGGCUACUCAGAGGUGUUGUUGGAACGCUUGGAGAACUUUAAAUUAUCCUGAGACCGCUGGAAUCCCAAUGCAAUGUUACUUUAAUUAUGCUUCAAAUGUUCAGUAUCUCGCUGGAUGUAUUAUGAAUAACAAUGAAGACUACCAUGAAAAUGUCGUAGACCUGCAUGGACAUGACAAUCUUGUAAAUUUAUACCUGUAGAGUAGGAUAAAUGUUAAAUAACAAAUAAAAUGUUGCCAUCAAUUCGCAUUAAUUGAACAACAUUAGAAAUGUUCCCUUCAUGAUGUUUGCAAAGGUUGUGCGGCUUUCAGGCACUGUGAUUAAGCAAUGCAGUGCCUCCAGGCGGUCGGGAUUGCUCAAUGCAGCUCGGGUGCUCUGCGCCAGUGCGCGUGCACAGCAGCUGUGGGACACAUGGCGAGCUGCUCUUUGUCAAUUGUCUCGCAUCCAGAUCCACGCUUGCUCCCCACUUUGUUUCGU